Papaver somniferum (opium poppy) is the source of this 2463-nucleotide messenger RNA. RefSeq lists its product as uncharacterized. Gene Ontology annotation, molecular function: catalytic activity. Lineage: Eukaryota; Viridiplantae; Streptophyta; Magnoliopsida; Ranunculales; Papaveraceae. The transcript has 5 exons. Bases 1 to 2463 code for a protein of 820 amino acids. The record is from RefSeq and is a predicted model, not a curated record.
AUGGGCCAAUUGGUUAACAAAUUCAAGCAAGCUACGUUAGAUCUGAGAGACACCAAUGAGAUAGUCAUUGUUCAACAAGAAGAUAACAACAAAGGGAAAGAAGUCGAAGAAGCUAACUGGGAAGCAAGUGCGAUUGGAAAAGCUAUCAUUGAAGGAAGAAUGAGUCAUGAUAUGGUUCAAAAAUUCAUUCAUUUUACUUGUCCGUUCAUAACAGCUGAAAAUCUCAAGAUUGUGGAAAUCGAUCCCAAUAUUUUCAUCUUCAAGUUCAGCAACUGGGAUCUACUCAACAAGGUCAUAAAUGAACGUCCUUGGAAUAUUAAUAAGAAGUUGCUGGUGAUUCAUGAUUACAUACCAGAGAUGAUAUACACUGAAAAACAAUGGGGCUUUCAAUUAUUUUGGAUUCAGCUAAAAUUCCUCUUACAAGAACACAUGAACGUUUCUGAUGUUACAAAGAUUGGAGAAAUAAUGGGAGAGGUGGUUAAAAUUGAACUGGAAAAUGUUGUUCCAGUGGAUGGAGUUCCGGUAAAGGUCUGUGUUUACGUUGAUAUUUGCAACCCUUUGAGAAGAGGUGUCAAAGUUAUAUCCAGCGCAGGAUUAACUAGAUGGAUUAAGUUUUAUUAUGAACGUCAACCGCCAGGAAUUUGCAAUGAAGGUUACAUAAUAAAAUAUUGCAAUGUAGUAUGCAAGGAUGCCUCUGAAUUCCUAGCUAAGUCUCAUGAGAAGCCACAUUUCUUUGGCAAGGUUUGCAAUUUAAGGAAGUCAAUCUCUUCCUCAAAAUCAGUUGAAGCACCAACCUCUAGGAAAAAUCAGAAGAAUUUCGUUAAGAACACUGUUUCUGUCCCACCUAAAGAUGGUAUUACUGUUAACAUGGAUUUCCUUCUCAAGCAAAGCUCUGAUGAUGGUGAAGAAGAUACAAGACUUGGAAAACGGCAUAGAGCCAGCAGCAGCACGACCCUUUGUAUGACCAAUCAUGAAACUUCCUCUUACAAUGCUGACAAUGAUAAAAACAUGGGUGAACAAGCAGCUCACAUGGGCACAACUAUCAAAGCAAAAACUGUUAAUGCAUCUGAAGAAAGCCAGGGUUUAAAAACCUCUACUACUAGAGACCAUCUUAAUGAUUUAGUUAGGAUGCAUAACCCUGACAUGAUCUUUCUUUGUGAGACAAAAAGUUUUCAAAAUAAGAGCAAGCCACUUUUGAGGAAUCUUCACUACCCAAAUCAAGCUUACAUUGAGCCAGUUGGUUUAUCUUUCCCUUCUUUGGAAAGAUGGCUUCACUUUUGUAUGUACGGCUACCAUGACUAUAAUAGGAAAAAAGAGCAAUGGGAAUAUCUUCUUGAUAUCAGUAAUAGCCAUAGUAGUCCAUGGAUUCUCAUUGGUGAUCUCAACUUUCAUCUCAUCGGAGAUAAUCAAAAUGCCUCCUCUUCUUUAGAUGGUAACAAUAUCAUUAACUCAUGUGGUCUUGAGGAUCUAGGUUAUGUAGGAAAGGACUACACUUGGACUAGGAAUAAUAUAAGUACAAGCUCUAGAAGAUCUAGAAUUGACAUGGCUUUAGAAAAUAAUGACUGUUCUGUUAUUGAAAAUGCUUGGAAGAUUGAGGUAGUAGGUUCUCCUGGUUUCCAACUUAUGAAGAAAUUUCAGUCAACAAGAAAAGAAUUAUCAUUAUGGAAUAGAACUCAUUUUGGAGAUGUCAAUACAAAGGUGGAUAAUCUGCAAAAGGAAUUGGAUUCCCUCCUUCAGAUGAAUCUCACAACAAAAAUCAAUGGGGAUUUAUCUAUGUGGCAUAAGAGGAAAGCUGAACUAUAUCAACAAAAGUCUAGAGAUCAUUUCAUUUCAGAAAUGGAUAACAACAGCAAAGAGGAAAUUUCUCAACAUCUUACUUCUCAUUUCAAAGAUAUAAGCACUUCUGCAGGAGUUCAAUUGGAUGACAAUUCAUUCAUGCUUCUUCCUUCCAUUAUUUCUGAGUCAGACAAUGAGCUUUUAUCUAAAGUACCAUCUCAUCAAGAAAUCUUUGACACACUAAAGAGUAUGGAGAACUGGAGUGCUCCAGGACCUGAAGGCUUUCAAGCUGGUUUCUAUAAAAGUCAUUGGAGUAUCAUUAGUGAAGAUGUAUAUCAGAUGGUCACCAGAUUCUUUGAAACUAAACAUAUACUAAAGCAGAUUAACAAGUCCUACAUUUCUCUCAUUCCCAAGAAAAGGAAAUUUGUUUGUGCAGCUGAUUAUAGUCCAAUUGAUUUAUGCAACACCUACUACAAGAUAAUCUCAAAGAUCAUUGUUAACGGGUUGAAGCCAUUAAUGGAGAAGAUAAUUUUCCCAUAUCAGGCUGCAUAUGUUUCAGAGAGAUUAAUCAGUGACAACACAGUAAUAGCUCAAGAAAUAAUUCAUUCAAUGAAAAGAAAAAGAGGCCAAAUUGGAUGGAUGUCUCUCAAGAUAGACAUGUCAAAAGCCUUUGACAGGCUAGAAUGA